AUGAUUUUUUCAAAGACGACUAUAUCGCUGUUAUGCAUAUUAUUAUUGCUAUCUAUUUUUAUGGCGAAUCUGAUGAACAUUAUUGCAACGGAUCACAAUUUUUACGUUGAAAAUAAAAAUGAAGGUGUUAAUUUCACUAAAUAUUUGUCUAAGAAGUAUGGGCAGAUUGCUGAUUCGCCCAAGAAUCUGAUUUGGUUUGUGCAGAUUUCAGACAUACAUAUUAGUAUAUUCCGAGAUCCAGGUAGAAUUUCACAGUUUCAGCAGUUCUGUGAUAAUACUGUUAAGAAAAUUAAACCAUUAAUUGUGCUUGCUACUGGGGACCUGACUGACUCAAAAACAAAAGACAACCUGGGCAGCACUCAGGUGAAGAUGGAGUGGGUGUACUACCACAAUAUUAUUAAGGAGUCUGGAGUGACCGAAGAUACAAUCUGGUUAGACAUAAGAGGAAACCAUGAUAACUUCAACAUUAAGAGUAUAAACUCACAAGAGAAUUAUUACAGGAACUUUUCAGUACAAGGAUUACUUCAUACACGUUCCUAUUUACAUUUUCAAGAAUACAAUGGUGUCAGUGUUGCAUUUUUAGGAAUAGAUGCAUGUCCAGAACCUGGGCUAAAAAGGCCUUUUAACUUUAUUGGUAUUUUGGACAUCCACGAGCAACAGUAUAUUCAGAAAUUAAAAUCAGAAGCGGAAACAAAAGCAGAUCACAUUGUAUGGUUUGCACACUAUCCAACAUCAUGCAUUCUUUGUCUAGAAAAGGAUUUGCCAAAAAUGAAUCUUCGCCAACAUAUUGGCAGUACACAAAAGUCACAAGUGUUCCUAUGUGGCCAUCUACAUUCCAUGGGUGGUUUUGUUCCCAAAAUGUAUACCAAACAAAGAAAAGGAUAUUUAGAACUUGAACUAGGAGAUUGGAAAGACAAUAGAAUGUACAGAAUAGCUGCUAUUGAUCAUGGAAUGUUUUCUUUUGUGGAUCUAAAGCACAACACAUGGCCAGCAAUUUUAGUGACAAACCCAAAACACGCGAAAUAUGCUAUGCCAGGCAGAGAACCAUUAGAUCUAAUGCCAGAAUCAUCAUUUAUUAGAAUAUUAGUGUUUAGUGAUGUACAUAUAGACUCGGUGAAAAUAUCUUUUGAUCAAACAAGUUGGGAGGAAUGUAGGCAUAUUGAAGGCCCUCUAUAUGUUUACCAGUGGCUACCUAGUCAUUUUGCUAGUGGUAUUCACAUUUUGCAUGUCAAUGCUGUUGAUGAAGUGGGCAAAGAAGCUUAUGUUGAACACCCAUUUUCGCUAGAUGGCACUGUUGUCAACUUCCCACUUUUAGCCAGAAUCUUACUAAUGCUAGAUGCAGGGACUGUGUUUCAGUCAAUGUUCGCAACACUUCUGGCAUUCAAUAUUUUGCCUCUCUUCAUGUUGAGAGUACAAAAACGUCCAUUGAAACAUAGCAGAAAGUUUGGUCGACAUGUUCUCAGAAGAGUGUGGCUGCUAAGUAAAAUUGAUGCUGUCUUUUAUCCCAUUGUACUAUACGCCAUUUAUUUGCCACUUGGGCCAUGGGCUGUUGGACAACUAAUAGAUGGGUACACUGGAGCCAUUUUUGCUUGGGGCAUAAUAAUCAAAGGAUCAUAUUUGCCUGAACCAUUUACAUAUAUGUAUGGAAGUGUGCAGCUAUUAUUUGUGCAUAUACCACUACUUUUCGUGCUGGCGCAUGCUCUCGAGAAUCGUCUGUUUACCAUUCACGUCAGAGGAGUAAAAAGGGUAGUAAAGCAUUUGCCCUUUGUGUUUUUGUUGUCAGUACAAAUGUUGUUAGCCUAUUUCUUUUGGCUGGAAUAUGGAACUAUGUCCUUCGUAUUUGGACCUCUACGGACAUGGAGCAUCGCAUUAAGUUUUUUAUUGUGGUAUAAGAUAAUGACACUGUCUCCUGAUUACUGCAGGAAACUAAUCACCUUAAACAACACGUCAUAGUAUUAAUAUAUGAGAGGCUGUACGUAAAUCGAGUCUAUUAUCAAGCGAAUAGCGCAAUCGAUAAAGUAAGGCAUAUUAAAUGUUUUAUAUCUAUGCUAUUGCAAGCUAUGAAAGUCUGGAUAGACGCUAAAGGCGCCUUCAAAUUGACGCCUAUAGAAGCGCUACAGCCGUACGACUACUAAUUUUCAUACAAUAUUUAGAAGUGCAGCUGCAGUGGUGCCGCGCGAGCGCCACUUUUGCAGAUUAGAUAUUGUAUGAAAAUUAGUAUACUUUGUUCAACAAUUUAUUUUACUUUUGACAUAGAUAUGCCUAUGAAGUUCUGUAAUUAUUGAUAGACUGUAGACAAAAAUGCAAAACAUAAUAGACACUGUUUUUUCUUUACUAUAGUGAAGCGACGUGCUCUUUAGCUUAAGCCGGUAUUGACAGAUUAUGUAAAGAAGAUUAUUCAAGUCGUUUCUCAGUUGUUAUAGGUUUUGGUAGUAAACCGAACAGUGACUAUGACUGCCACGUUGAGGUCCCAGGUUCGAUCCCUGGUUCGAGAGAAAUAUUUGUAUGGCUUACAUUUAUUUCUCUCGCGAGUUUUGGGUGUAAUUUGUGGUUGUCUAUGUGUGUGUCCAUGGCACCCGCGACACAGGGUUUCCCUAGUGCGGGACUUUGUUGAGUGUGUACGUUAUGAUUGUAUACGUUAUAAUUUUGACUAAUCCUUGAGUUUAGCAAUCGUAGAGCUCCUUGAGAAAGAGUUCAUCCAGGGUAGUACUUCCAGCAUACCUAUUUCAGCAGCCAAGCAGUUUUUAAUAGGGUAGACUGCUUAUGAAACUACAGGCAUAUGAGACUUAUCAACUUUAUUUCUCAGAGUGACCGCUACAGUGGUUGUCUCUCGGAUCUUUGCGAUUUAAAACUUUGAAUAGCACUGCAACUGUUAAACUGUGGACAGGCGUGUCGCUUAGAUGCUACCAGCUAACGACCUGUUCGCAAGGUCAAUUGAUAUCAUAAUAACUUCAGUUUCCGUCAAUUUGUUGUAGAUGAUGUCUCUGUUUGAUACUUAAAAGCUAUCUGUGUGGAUCGCUAUCAUGCAUUUUGAAGACCUAAUUAUCACUAACGCUUAUUUUUGGCAUAGGUUUCGAAAGGGUUAGUGCCUGCAUCUCAACAUUACCGAGUGUUUCAAAUUACUUUAGAUUCAGCAACUUGGUCCAGAGUACAUAUCUCCGCGUAAAAAAGACUUGUAUCCUGUGAUUUUAAUCCAGUAUAAAGAGAAAAAAGUACCUAUGGCUAAGUCCGUAAGCGACAGAUUGUUCAGAAUUGAUAGCCGCAAAACAAUAAGGGUCCGGUCGACAAGGUUUCAUCUCUUGCACGUGAAUAGGUUCAGGGUUCUUUGAUAUUCUCGAUAUACAUUCGUCUGAAAUGGAGACACAUGGUAGGCUAGUUCAUCAUAAUAAGUCAAGAAAGAUAAUAAUAUCAUUUCUUAUUACACAUCUAAAGUCUACCAUAUCACACGUGGCAUAACCUUUGUGAGCACUGUUUAGACCAGUUCCUGUCCAAAGAAAUAAAAAGUCCACGAGUUGUUUUUGACAAAGUAACUUUCAGUUUCAAUGUGUGAAAAUUAAUUCCUACUCACAAUGGAAAUGAAACUGUGUUCGGAUCUAAAAUCACGUAUAUUACUUUUCAAACAAAUUAACGUUUUUGAGCUCCUUCAGAAGUCCAUGGUCACGUCUGGCGAGUCACGCAAUUAUAGACCCGAAAAAAGUUUCACUUUCUUUCAACCAAAAAACUCCCACUAACAAAUGUAAAAAAUAUAAUUUUUCAAAAGUUUUUUGAGGCAACAGUGACCUCACGAAUUCGUAAAUAGGAGGGCCUAUCUGUGCGUGUUAAGAGCGUUUCUCUUGUCUGUGUAGAGUCGUCCCAGUUUCUUCUGUGUCAGGAUCAUUUGUACAACUCUCAUUUACCUUCACUCUAACCUUUCUAGCGUAACACUCGGCCUUAUCUACCUCGACAACAUUCAGUCUUUCAUUCUUCUUUAUUUUUGUGUAAUGUCAUCAAAAUUAUAUUUUAUUCAUCUGCCGAUUUCUUUACUGUCUUUUAAAUUUUACUGUCUAAUAAAUUAAAAUUCAUAAAUUAAAAAUAUAAUAAAUUCGAAUUGUUAAUGAAUCGUCGGAUUCUUCUCCAUACAAACUGGAAUCGUCACUUGCAUCCUCAGUAACAUUAAUUAUUAUUAGUUCAUUGUGAGUGGGAACUCGCUCACAUUCAUGAUUGAAACUUCUUCAUAUAUAAAGUCGAUUGUAAAAAGAUAUCGAAUCAGUAACGCAUGAGAAUAUCACUAAGUGAUUAGUACUGCU
Molecule: messenger RNA, 4286 nt
Organism: Hyposmocoma kahamanoa
Lineage: Eukaryota; Metazoa; Arthropoda; Insecta; Lepidoptera; Cosmopterigidae
Product: transmembrane protein 62-like
Exons: 5
Coding region: 1-1953 (650 amino acids)
Molecular function (GO): hydrolase activity
Source: RefSeq, a predicted model, not a curated record